AUGAGCAUCGAUCCUGGUGUUGUUUACGCGCUCGCUGCCUUUGUCACGUGGGGUCUCUACCCGCUCUACUGGAAGCAACUUUACGGUAUUCCCGACCUCCAGCUCGCCAUGCACCGGAUCGUGUGGGCCUUUGUCGUCCUCGCCGGUAUCCUUACGUACAAGCGGCAAUGGACCGAGCUCAAGCGGGGUGUCUCGAGCUGGAAGGUGCUCGGCACGUACGCACUCUCGAGCGUCUUUAUCUUUACCAAUUGGUACCUCCUCGUGUGGGCCAUCAACGCCGGCUACAUUGUCGAGACGAGCCUCGGCGUCUUCAUCAACCCGCUCAUCAACGUCAUUUUUGGCGUCCUUAUCUUCAAGGAGACGCUGUAUCUGUGGCAGUGGGUCUCGAUCGGUUUCGCGUGCUCGGGUGUUGUCGUCGUCGCGGUGGCGUACGGCAAGCUCCCGUGGAUUGCGCUCACGAUGGCAUUGACCUUUGCCCUCUACGGCUUGAUCAAGAAGCAAGCGCCAUUGAAUGCACUCCACGGCAUGGUGCUCGAGACCUCGAUUCUCUUUCCGAUCGCGCUCACGUACCUCAUCGUCGUCGAGUGCCAGGGCUCGGGCGCGUUUGGCCAUGUCGACGUCGUCACGGACGUCCUCCUCAUUGGCGGCGGUGUCGUAACGGUGGUGCCACUCCUCUGGUUUUCGCUCGCGGCGCAGUUGAUCCCGCUCAGUCUUCUUGGUGUGAUGCAGUACAUCCAGCCAACGCUGCAAUUCCUCCUCGGCACGCUCGUGUACAACGAGCCGCUCUCGAUGUUCAAGCUUGCGGGGUUUAUCCUCGUGUGGGCGGCGCUGAUCACGUAUACGGUCGAGGGCUUUGUGCGCCGGUACAGUGACGUCAAGGUCGAACAAAUAACCAUGGUGCGAACCCCCGUGUCCGAAGCCAGCGACGUGCCCUUUGAGAACGCCGAGGACGCCGUGUGAUCGCCGUCGCCGCCAAAAUAAAAAUAUAUAAAUAAUUGUUUGAAUGUGA
Saprolegnia parasitica CBS 223.65 is the source of this 1009-nucleotide messenger RNA. RefSeq lists its product as hypothetical. The record is from RefSeq and is a predicted model, not a curated record. Bases 1 to 960 code for a protein of 319 amino acids. Lineage: Eukaryota; Oomycota; Saprolegniomycetes; Saprolegniales; Saprolegniaceae. Gene Ontology annotation, cellular component: plasma membrane. The transcript has a single exon.